AUGAAUAAGUUCCUCUACGACCAACCACAAUUCACCUUGGAUUGGAGCCAAAGAUUUGCAGUCAUCAAAGGUGUAGCAUCAGGACUAUUCUAUCCACAUGAAGGGUGGGAACAAGUGGUGGUUCACAGAGAUGUCAAGGCCAGUAAUGUCUUAUUAGAUGGUGAAUUAAAUGCAAGAUUAGGCGAUUUUGGUCUCGCGAGAUUGUUUGAUCAUGGGACUGACCCUCAAACAAACAUUGUGGCCGGAACUUUUGGGUAUCUAGCCCCUGAACAUGCCAUAACUGGCAAGGCCACAAUAAGCACUGAUGUAUAUGGUUUUGGGGCUUUUAUGCUAGAGGUUGUUUGUGGAAGGAGACCAAUAGAGCCACAACGAGAAUCAGAUGAUCAGAAUCUAGUUUUAGUCGAUUGGGUGUUUUCGUGCUGGAGCAGAGGUGAGAUUCUUCAAGUAAUUGAUCCAAAUUUGGGUACUGAUUACAUUGCAGAUGAAGUGAAGAUGGUGUUGAAGCUUGGCUUGUUGUGCUCUCAAUCAGAGCCUGUAGCUAGGCCGACUGUGAGUCAAGUUCUACAGUAUUUUGAGGGCUCCGUUCUUCUGCCUGACUUAUCAUCACUUGGUAUUUCGGCUACUGGCCUAACGUUUGCAAAUCUUCAGAGCUUUGAUGAUUUUGCCAUGUCGUAUCCGUCUUCUAUGGAGUUUGCAUGUCCACAUUCACCAUCUGUUACAGAAUCCCUUCUCUUUGGAAGCCAAUGAUCAAGAACUUUUGGUUAUUUUAACCCUCGAUACGACUAUUAUUUUCCUUUCGUUAGAGUAACUUUCAUGUGAAUAUAGCUAUACUGUGAUGUAGAAGAUUGGCUUCCAAAUAGUUUUCUAUCAAAAAGUUUCUGCAAUUCAUUUAAACAGAAGCCAUUGCAUCUCUAGGACAAGUAGACUGAGGGUUAGCACAUUUCGUUUAGGAAAUUC
Ilex paraguariensis (yerba mate) is the source of this 957-nucleotide messenger RNA. The record is from the annotation of a GenBank genome assembly. Lineage: Eukaryota; Viridiplantae; Streptophyta; Magnoliopsida; Aquifoliales; Aquifoliaceae.